AUGAGCGGAAUACUCCUCUCCUCACAUAGAUCAUCCGCAACAGGAGUUCUACAGAACAUCCAGCUCACACCACACUUUUCAGGCAUACGGAAAAAGCACAAGACUUCAGUCAAAGCCAAGAUGCUGUCCCUAGAAGUCCUGAGAAAUUUCCUCCGCGAAUAUCUGGUCAUCGACCACCCAGUCGCAGUCUCUGACAUCCAGCACCGUGAACAAGACCAGACUCACACCCCAGACACCCCAGGGAAUCCUACCACCGCUGCAGUCACCGCUGUAACCAUUGAAUAUGAACCCUUAGAAUCAGCCACGAACAAGAGAAAAUCACCUCCAACUUCACCUCUAACGGCAACGCAACAAAAGCGGCUGAAAAAAGAACUCAAGCUCGAAGACAAACGUCGCAGAACAGCCGGCCACAGAGUCUUUCAUCACGAACUCGAAGACGGCUUCUACGGGGACCUCAUCUCGCUGCAUUACGAAGACGCAAUCGCAACAGCGCAGCACGCCCAUACUUUACCCCUAACCGAGGGCAAGUACCACUUCCACAACUUCUGGGUCGACGCAAGCGGUAGCCAAGGCUCUGCCGGCGCGGCGAUUGCAUACAAGGACCCUUACUAUGGCGAGGAGUGGAUGGACUGGGGAUAUGCGAUCUCAGACUUGAAGGGUAAAACGCGGGUAGACAUGUCGGAGUUGUUUGCUAUUGGGGCUGCGUUGAGGCUUGCGCUGGCACGGAUCGGGAAGAGGGUUGCUGUUGCGGAGGGGGCGGAGGAGCAUGCUGUUACUGUGUUUUCGGAUUCGAUGCGUGCGUUGGGCGUGAUUCGGCGGUGGGCGAAUUUGUGGUCUGAGGGUGAGAUUGAUAGGUCGGCGUUGGGGACUCUUGCGGGGGAUGUUUGUGGGCUCUCGAGGCAGCUGUUUGGGUUGGGGGUAAAGGUGAGGGUUUAUUGGGUGCCGGCGCAUUGUGAGGUUUGUAUUGUUGGUCAUAAGCGCGCUGAUGUGCUGUCGAGGGCGGCGGCGAGGCAUGUUAAGCCGCUUGUGCAGCGGGAUGAGAAGUAUAGUGCCGAUGGGGUUGUUCAGUUGGUUGAUUCGACGUCCUUGAAGACUCUUCAUCUGCUUGCUGAUGAGUGCGAUCCUUUGUGA
This is a messenger RNA of Aspergillus oryzae RIB40, 1131 nucleotides long. Its product is annotated as ribonuclease H family protein. Gene Ontology annotation, molecular function: nucleic acid binding; RNA-DNA hybrid ribonuclease activity. Bases 1 to 1131 code for a protein of 376 amino acids. The transcript has a single exon. The record is from RefSeq and is a predicted model, not a curated record. Lineage: Eukaryota; Fungi; Ascomycota; Eurotiomycetes; Eurotiales; Aspergillaceae.